AAGAACAAUAACGAUUUCCUCACCGUAUGUCCACUUCUUUACUCGUGGCAUACAGUGUUCCAUAGCACCUGAGAUUUGGAGAGAAGCAAUAACCUCAGGGAUCUUGGACCAGUAUGGCAACAAGCUACACACCUCCCUUUGAUGAUCCUGGAGAGGUGAGAGAGGGCUUUCUAUGCCCGCUGUGUCUAAAGGAUCUGCAGUCAUUUCAACAGCUCCAAUCUCACUAUGAAGAACAUUCAAGUGAAGACAGAGAUGUUAAAGGACAACUAAAGAAUCUUGUUCAAAAAGCAAAAAAAGCAAAAAAUAAACUGUUGAGACGAGAUGAUGAACGAAGUGAUGGUGGGUCUCAGGAACGAUAUGAAAGCUACAGUUAUGGUGGAAUGGAUCCAUAUAUGUGGGAACUGGAAGAAUUAGGUGCUAUAAGGAGUCAUCUUUCUGAUUUUAAGAAACACAGAGCAGCCAGAAUUGAUCACUAUGUUGUGGAAGUGAAUAAAUUAAUAAUCAGGUUAGAAAAGCUUACUUCCUUUGACAGAACAGUUACAGAUUCUGCAAAGAUAAGAGCAAUAGAGAAAUCUGUUGUGCCUUGGGUUAGUGAUCAAGAUGUACCAUUUUGUCCAGACUGUGGUAACAAAUUCAGCAUACGGAACAGGCGCCAUCACUGCCGCCUCUGUGGGUCUAUCAUGUGCAAGAAGUGCAUGGAACUGGUCAGUCUCCCCUUUGCAAGCAAACUUACUACUGCUAGCAAGGAAGUCUUGGCCUCUCAUACUAGCCCCAGCUGCUCACCCAAUAGCAUCCAGGGCUCUCGACGAGGUAGCAUCAGUAGUAUAAGCAGUGUCAGUUCUGUUUUGGAUGAAAAAGAUGACGAUCGAAUCCGUUGCUGUAGACACUGUAAAGAUACGCUGCUCAAAAGGGAACAACAGAUUGAUGAAAGAGAAUAUAUACCAGAUAUUGUGAAACUGUAUGAGAAACUCCGAUUUUACAUGGAAAAAGUUGACCAGAAGGCCCCAGAAUACAUAAAGAUGGCAGAAUCAUUAAAUUCCGGAGAGACAACAUACAAUCUUGAUCGUGCUAGCAAUCUUAGAAUAGAAGUACAGAGAAUGUAUGAAUUAAUAGAUGCUUUAAGCAAGAAGAUUCUGACUUUAGGGCUGAAUGAAGAUCCACAACCUCAUCCCAGAACUUUACAGCUACAGAGGAUGAUUAGAUAUUCAGCCACACUUUUUGUUCAGGAAAAAUUGCUUGGCCUAAUGUCUUUACCGACCAAAGACCAGUAUGAAGAACUGAAAGAGAAAAAGAAACAAGACUUAGAGAGAAAACUGCAAAUGGAGAGACUGGCAAGCUCACAAACCCAUAGACGACAAGAAGAGAAGCCAGCAGACUACGCUUCCAGAUCCUUAGCAGUGUCCAAUGGUGAGGUCCAUCGAACAAAAAGGGUCGCAGUGAAGAAAGCUGAAGGAUGGCUACCUACUGCUAGCAUAUCUCGGAACCAGGAACUCACAGACCCACUUCUUCAACAGAUCGAUAAUAUCACAUCCUAUAUUAAGCAGGCAAAGGAAGCCAAUCGUCUGGACGAAGUCCAAAUGCUGCAGGAGAACCUGCGACAGCUUCAGGACGAGUACGACCAACAGCAAACAGUCAAAGCCAUUGAGCUUUCCAAAAAGCAAGCAGAGAUGGAGGAAAUGCAGAGAGAACAAUUGCAGAUCCUUUGUGAAAAAGAAUGGAAAAGGGACCAUAAAAAAAAGAUGUCUCAACAUUCACGGACCCGUUCUCUGGAUUUCAGAGAAGUGAAGCAUGAUAAACUUGAGAUUGAGAGGGGAAGUAUAAACCAAAUAGCACAGGCCUUGGAUCUAGAUAAGCUUCAGGACAAAGAUUACGCUGGCUCUAAGGCUGCUUUCCCAAGUGAUGGUAUUGGAUUGCCAGAUAGCAAGAAUCUGGUUUUGGUUUGCCAACCUGUAAAAGCCUCAGAGCGUGAAAAACCCUCCAUAAAUCCGUUUGAAGAACCUUUAAUAAUUAGCCCUCCAAAGAGUGACCCUGAAAGUCCUGUUGCUGAAAAUUCUGCAGUAGUUCCCUUGCCUACCAAUACUCUGCAGAGUUAUAUAAGAGAGUAUAAUCCAUUUGAGGAGGAGGAAGAGCAGCAGGAUUGUCAACAGGCAAACGGCGUAGAGCUCAGUGCUCCAAACCCAUUUGAAGAUUCUGUUGGAAAUCCAUUUUAUACACCUGUAGGUAAUCAGGAAUCUGGGAAUCCAUUUGAAGAAUCAUUGUCUUCCUCUUUGAAUCCUUUUGAAGUUGAAAGUGAUCAUGAAGUUUCAAGAGAAGAUGUCAUAGAAGAGGAAUUACUUCUCCAACAGAUUGAUAAUAUCAAAGCAUAUAUUUUUGAUGCCAAACAAAGUGGACGAAUGGAUGAGAUAGAAGUAUUGACUGAGAAUUUGAAAGAACUUAAGAGCACCCUUGCAAAACAGAAGAAGAAAUUGAGGUGCUGAAGUAUAUCCGCAUAUUUUUGCAACUCCCAAAGGGAGGGAAGGUCAAGAUAAAAUGAGAAAUACAUUGCAAAAGGCACUUGGGUGCUGAAUUAAACUUAGGCACUUUGGUGUAGGAAUUUCCACUAUUCAAAUCUGUAAAAGUCAACACUAUUUAAAAUGUUGUAAUUACCCGAAACUGUUUUUCAAAUACUGAAAGUCUGUAUUUGUAUCCCAGCCCAAAUUUAGGAGCACAAUUGUAUUUCUCAGCACCUGCUUUAUUUCUGAUGUAAAAUUCAAAGGGGGAAAUUGGGCAUUUUAAAAUGCAGGAAUUUAUUUGCAGUCUGUAUGACUUCCGAAUUUAUUUUCUCUCACCAGGUAGGGUUGUAUGUGCUUAAAAAAAAAGUGCUUCAAACCACCUUUUUUGCUUCCUAAGGCAGAAGCAACUUGUGUAGCAACCUGGAAAACCUUUUGCUGCUUCAUAGAAACAUGGUGCUCACAUGAGUCCAUUUCUUCAGAAUUGUGUUUGAUUCUUGCACAGCCCAGCUAAUAAGGAAUUAAUAUUGUCUUAGAAAUUCUCUGUUUUCCUACCAACUUUAUAUUGGGGAAGCGGAAGAGAGAAAAUAACUUACUGUUCAAUAAAAUAAAGUCAUUCAUUGGUAAAGCAACAUAUAUAUUUCUAAAAACAUAUGUACAUAUGUUUUAGAAAACAAAUGCAUAAAUCCUAACUAGAC
This is a messenger RNA of Protobothrops mucrosquamatus (brown spotted pit viper), 3187 nucleotides long. RefSeq names its product rabenosyn, RAB effector (gene RBSN). Bases 114 to 2477 code for a protein of 787 amino acids. The transcript has 12 exons. Lineage: Eukaryota; Metazoa; Chordata; Lepidosauria; Squamata; Viperidae. The record is from RefSeq and is a predicted model, not a curated record. Gene Ontology annotation, molecular function: metal ion binding.